UUUUUAACCUUUUUUUCUCCAAACAACAUCACCACUUUAAUUAUUGACUUUGAUUUUUUUUUUCACCUUCUCAAAGUCAUCGCAAUGUCUACCACCUCGACCUCCAGUGAGCUUCCAGCGGAAGUUAUCGCCUGUUUGAAGAACGCGAGAUAUGUGAGUUUCUUCCUCUCUCUUCAUUGUUCGCUUGCUCGUUGCAGGCCUGUCUAACUGCAUAUUUCCAAUAGCUCCAUUUGGCGACCUCCGAUGGUCUCUGGCCUCAUGUAAGCAUCAUAGCUCCUGUUUUAUGUUUAUUACCCUACAGCGGUUGAUUAUUUGCACAGGUUUCUCUCAUGAAUUACACCUACCUGCCAGCUAGCCCGUAUCCGCUUCCCGCCACUUCCAUAUCGUCAUCACCUUCAGCACCCGGACCCGUCAUUAUCAUGACCACCCAACCAUCGACCAAAAAGACUCUCAAUCUAACUUGCAACCCGCGCGUCUCUUUAUUAGUGCAUGACUGGGUGUCCCACCGUCCAUCCCUCUCAUCCGCGAACCCCUUUGCUCCUUCCGCUCCUCCUCCGCAUCAAACACAAUCUGCGUCACCACUGUCUACAUUCCUUACCAAUCUCAACUCUACGGCUUUGAGCAGUAUCUCUGCAACCCUGAACGGGUAUGCACACUUGAUCCCACAUGGCACCGAGGAUGAGGAAUAUUACAAGCGUGUGCAUUUAGAGAACAACCCCCAAAGCGAGAAUAAAUGCUAUUUGGAAGGUGAGGAGGUUAGAGUGGUGGUGGUCCGGAUUGGCUGGGCCAGAGUUGCGGAUUUCAGGGGUGGUGUGACCGAUUGGACGGCGGAAGGAGAAGAGGGUAACGAUGGUGGGAUGGGGUGGGGGCCCGGGCCAGGAAAUGGAUUGGCUAAUGGGUUGGUGAAUGGCCACUGAGGGGACGGGAUCGCGCGGGCUUGGGAUGUGGAUAAAUUCCCAAAUGGCGCUGCUGGAUGUGUGUUGGUGGGGCCCGGAUGUUUCAUGCCACUCGCCGUGCGUCUGCUUAGGGAGCUUCUCGCGGGUUCCGGAGCAACAUCUUGGCUGGCAUGCUCACUUUUCUUUUGCAAAAUGGUUGAGGUGGAGAUGUUUUAUUCGUUGUUCAUCGGUGAGGUUGAGCAGGAUUUUCGCGCGAGUGAUGGGCCAUGACCAUGUCGAUAAUUGUAAACUACUCCCUGAUGGUGCCAGCAGGUGUUUAGUAAUUUUUACGAGCCCAAAAGCUUUUGCGCAUGAAGCCAAGAUGGCCGCUGUUUUACAGAUGUAUCAUACCACCAUUCACCGGAACUUCCCGCAGGAGAAAAAAAUAAAAUAAAAUAAGGGUUCAGGAUUCGGGGCUGGCUGGGCGAACGGGGGGGGGGGGGGGAAAAAGAAAGGAAGGAAGGAAGAAAGAAAGAAGGAAGGGGGAAGGGGGAUGAAAGAAGGAAAGAGAGAUAGAUAGAGCGGAGUGAAGAAUGAAGGUUGUGAUGCGUCAUUACUUAUAUAUUAUUUAUUCGCUAUUGCGAGUUGCACUCCAACGGCUCUUACUGGACGCUCCAUAUCGAGAUGCCAAAUGUAAAAUUUUUAAUGGGAGCGGGUAGAUUGACUGCACAUAAAAGCGGACCGGUCCAGGGUUACCUUGGAAGCUUGUUUUCCCGCAUUCGUUUUUUAUCAUA
Messenger RNA from Tuber aestivum (summer truffle), 1669 nucleotides. NCBI's taxonomy places the organism in Eukaryota, Fungi, Ascomycota, Pezizomycetes, Pezizales, Tuberaceae. The record is from the annotation of a GenBank genome assembly.